This is a messenger RNA of Ctenopharyngodon idella (grass carp), 3498 nucleotides long. It is a transcript of the gene ccdc142, whose product is annotated as coiled-coil domain containing 142. The transcript is spliced from 14 exons. NCBI's taxonomy places the organism in Eukaryota, Metazoa, Chordata, Actinopteri, Cypriniformes, Xenocyprididae. The record is from RefSeq and is a predicted model, not a curated record. Bases 882 to 3341 code for a protein of 819 amino acids.
CUCUCCUCUCAUUGGCUGUUCUCCUCAUGCUACGCUAAGUCCGGUAUAUGUGCUUAAUUGAGGAUUACUAACCUGUUGCCACCAGCAUAUCCCUCAAAAUAGGUGUCUUCCAAUAAUAGGAACUGAACUGAAGGUUCAUCGUGUGCACUGAUUAGUGUCUGUCAGGAAGAUGUUAUUAUUAGCGGGAUACAAGAUAUGUACUGGCGAGUCAACAUCAGUUAGCCUGUUAGCAUCAGUGUAAUAUGAUGGAGGAUAAACACUGGAAUAAAUCACGACCUGGAGCUUUCAUACGGUUUCAGAGACAGAGAUGAAAGCUCUACAGCCUGUUUUUCCUUUGAGAUGAACAGGUGAGAUGGCUCACUCAUCAGGAGGCUCUCAGGAGGGACAGACUGACACAAACACGCAAACAGACAAAACGGACAGUUCUGUUGCUGACAGUCCUGAAAACCAGCGGUCUGAUAAUGGACAGAGAAGGCCAAGUGACCCGUCAGAGAUACUUCCUGAGGAAUAUAUAUCAAAUGACAAAUAUGAUGCUUCCUGGUACCAGGGACCGUUCACCAAAUCCCUCCAGAGGGCAGAGGCUCUGUUUCGUAACCGUUUUAACCCCAGCCUGAAGUGGCUCAUGGGGCAGAAGAGCAAAGAUGGCAGCUGGGACUCUGAGAGCGAGAGCAUUACUUCCUGUUCCUCCAGAAAUGUCCAACGUCUCGGACAGGCUUUACAGAGCCUCGGCUCUCAGUGCCACACGCUCCGUGACCCCGCGUUAGGAGGUCGGCUGUUUGGCUGUGUCACAGGGCCUCUCUUCCUCUGAGGAGGAGGAGGAUUUCUACCACCACCCUCAGGCUGCAGUCUUCAGCCAGCAUUACUGCCAGCUGCAGCAGCUGAUGGAGCAGAGAGCCCAGCUGCUCUUCCUCCACGAGUACGCCCGGCGCACGCAUGCGGCCACCUGCUUUGUGGCUCAGCUGGGCUCUGUGUUGGAGAGGACUCGGCUCCUCUUAGCCGACAGGGGGCAGCCCAACUCCACGUGGAACCUCAGCCUCGGAGCUUUAUGCCGGGAAAUGCAGGUUCACGUCAGCCACUGGGAUCUCCUCUGGAGCAAAGCUCGAGCCGACCGCCUUCUCCGCCGUGUGCUCUUCAUCCGCGCGGAGACUCUUGCUUCCAUGCGCCGAACUCUACAACUGCUGGGCUUCCAGGCCUUGCAGUUGAUGGAGCGUUGCAUCCACACCGCUCUUUCCGCUCUGGCCGCUGCCCAGCCGGACCGUGUGCCGCGAGAUGCCUUAGUGGACCUGCUGUGUGCCGUCGAGCUUUACAACCAGAUCUUAGAGGACAAGAGGAGCUCACAGCUCGUCCUCGGGCCUCAGCUGGCUUCUAGUGUGCUUCAAACCGGAGCUGGUCCUACAACAUUCCCCGUUGAGCAGCUAAUGACGAUUCUUGCUCAGAGUCAAGCGCGGAAGGCAGCUGAGCAUCUCUACACGUGGUCUUCCCAGCAGAGUAACCUCCUACAUAUGGCGAACAAACCUAAGAGUCACUUUACACACCCUAACCUCAGACUUUUAUCAUCACCCACAAUAAACAUUCAUACAGUACAACUUGUUGAAGAUGCUGAUGUUCCCCUAACGCCCCUUCACGGCCUCUGGUCCUCCAAUCUUCCCUUUUCUUCGUUUAUCUCGAGAGACAGAGAGUGUCUCGAUACUCUCUUUCAAGUCCUAGUGACCUCCACAAACCUCCUAGCUCCGCAUAUCCCCAAAAAACCUGCCGAUCUGGAGGACUCCAUGGUGAUUUGUCGACGGGCCAGUGAAGGAGAGGAGAGGCAUCUAAACAGACCCAGAAUGACCUGCAGGACGCUCAACGUGGCCACUAUGGAUCUCAGGCGGUCGGAUGCGUGCGUGAAGCUCUUCUGUCAUUAUAAGGUCCUGCUGUGGAGAGAGUUUGGGAAAGCGGUCGUGAGACACUUUUAUUAUCAGCCAUACAGCAGCACUCUGGGAAGCAUCAACCAGUGGAACGAUGAAAUGCUGCUGGUUUUGGUCUCAUGGCUCAGACACUCGUAUGUUGAAGACCUCAUUCCAGAAGAAUGUAAAGAAAGUUUGAGCAAUUUCUGCUCUUAUGUUUUAUCUACUGCUGCCUUCACACGGUGGGAUGAAAUGAUGUGUUUGUCGCUGGGCUCGGGGCUGAAAGAGAAGUGUGUCCCUGCAGUAAAACAGGAGCGAUGUGCGGUGAGGACGGCCACCAUGGACCUCAUCCUGCAGCUCUUCCCGCCUCUCCACACUGUUCUUCAGCUCCUGCAACAUCCAGACAUUGAGCCCGGUGACCGAGGAUCCAAGAGCCUCAGGGAGAGUCAUCUGGGAUUGUUGUGUAGGUCAGUUGUCACGGUCCAGUCCUCGACUGUUUGGGUUAUGAGUAAAGCCUACCAGUUUCUGGCCUCCUGGUCCAUUAGCAAGUUCCUGCUGGUCACACAAGGAGAUCUCAAGGAUCUCAAGGAGUCAGUGGAGAGCCUGGUCCACCUCACUCGAGCCGUCGGCAGAGAUUCAGAUCAGCCUCUGAUCAUUCAGCAGACGGCCUCACUCUCUCAGGCUCUCACACAUCUACAAGCUUUCUCUGAUCUCGUCCUGAGGACCUUUUCUAUGGACUGUAAGAAAAUGUCUGUGGAGAUCUUUGAGCAAACCAUGCCAUCAGCAAAACACUGGAGGAUCAGUCACAAAACUGAGCUGCCCAGCAGUCCGAGUGAUUACGCAGCGUCUGCGGCUCAGAGCGUGAUCGGUCAGGUGCUGGAGGGCGUUCAGACGCUGCCCGAUGACGCCCGUGUUCCUGCUCUCGCUGAGGCCAUGACGGCCUUCAUGGAGGCCUGGAUGGAGCACAUCCUCAAACAGAAGAUCAAGUUUAGCAUUCAGGGAGCUCUGCAGCUGAAGCAGGACUUCGACUUGAUUCGAGACCUCAUUCGUUCAGAGGAAUACAGCCUCUCAGAGGAGCUGCACCAGAAGCUGCUGUCUCUGCGCGUCUUUCAUCAGGUGGAUAAUGCCAUCGUGUGCCUGCUUCAGCAACCUAUGGCCAAACCUUACCUGCCCUCUCGCGGCUGGGAGCCCUUCAGACACUGCUGUCCAAACAGCGCUCAGGUCAUGGAUCAGGCAGCAGGCAGUCUCAAUAAUCUGGAGAGCAUGGACAUUCAGGCGGCAUGCCAGCAGGCCCUGACGCGAGCCGAGAGCACACUGACCCCGGAGCUGCUCUCCUCCACCCCGCCCGAGUCUUACCUGGCCGUGGCCCAGCAGGAGUGGCUGGACCUGCGGAUACACAGCGGCUCACGCUGGAAACUCCCGGUGCUGCAGUGCUUCACUAAAUCUGAACCUUAGCCAGAGACCUUCUGUCUUUCAUUCAGAUAUGAUGAGGAUGGCCAAACAAACAAACAGUGCAGGUUUCUUGCCAGACAGUAAUAAAGUGAAUUCACAUGUGUAGCAUUUGUAUUUUCUGUGAAAAACUGUUCAUCAUCACAUAAACAAUGUCACUGUU